Molecule: messenger RNA, 2157 nt
Organism: Ctenocephalides felis (cat flea)
Lineage: Eukaryota; Metazoa; Arthropoda; Insecta; Siphonaptera; Pulicidae
Product: fringe glycosyltransferase-like
Exons: 9
Coding region: 256-1338 (360 amino acids)
Biological process (GO): regulation of Notch signaling pathway
Cellular component (GO): membrane
Molecular function (GO): O-fucosylpeptide 3-beta-N-acetylglucosaminyltransferase activity
Source: RefSeq, a predicted model, not a curated record
AAUAAUUUUUAACGCAACACGAGUCAGUCAUUUGAACGCGUUGCAGGUCAAUUGAGCCAGUUGCGCGUGCCGAGCCCGACCGAUCGCCGACGUAAACCUAGCACGCGAAAAUAACCUAGGACAACAAUUUUGCGGUUCAAUACAACACAGUGAAUUAAGUUAAUAUUUCAGUGAAGUCAAUUAAACAUAAAUAAUUUAUUAUGAGUAGUUCGAUGAUAAUUACAAUAGAACUGUUUCGUUUCCAAUCCAUUAUAAAUGACUGAGGACGAUAUGUGGAAUAACUUAAUUGCGAGCGGAAGGUUAAAAUGGACUUUGCAAGCAUUGACACUGAUGACAGUUCUGUACAGCACGUUGCUCGUUUACCAAACUGUUACACGUGCUGACAUACAGAACGUGUCAGGUUGGCAGGAUUCUCGUGCUCUGACGCUCCUGGCUUUUUCCAACGAAGAAAUAUUAUUCAGUACACCUGUGGCUUCCAGUGCGGUCCCUACCAGUCAAACAUUAAGGGCUCGCACCUUCAGUGCACCACCCUUAUUCAACGAAAUUCUGAAUGAUAUCUUCAUCAGUGUCAAAACAACCAAGAAUUAUCACGAAUCACGUCUUAGAGCUAUACUCAAAACAUGGUUUCAAAUAGCUAAGAAACAGACUUGGUUUUUUACCGAUGUAGAAGAUCCUGUAUAUCAAAAGCUGACUGAUGGUCAUAUGAUUAAUACGAAUUGCUCGUUCUCUCAUAGUAGAAGAGCACUUUGCUGUAAAAUGGCUGUUGAGUUUGAUGCUUUUUUGGACAGUGGUAAACGAUGGUUUUGUCAUUUUGACGAUGACAACUAUGUGAACGUUCCAAAACUCGUUCAAAUGCUGAGUGGUUACAGCCCCCAGAUGGAUUGGUACUUGGGAAGACCAAGCAUCCGUGCACCUUUAGAAAUUAUGCAGAAGGAGAGAUUUUUCAAGCGCAAAGCAUCUUUUUGGUUUGCAACGGGAGGAGCUGGAUUCUGCAUUAGUAGAGCUCUUGCACUGAAAAUGCUUCCUUUAGCAAGUGACGGAAAGUUAAUAACUAUUGGAGAGAACAUUCGACUGCCUGAUGAUGUCACUGUAGGAUAUAUAAUUGAACACAUAUUGGGUAAGAAAUUAACUGUUAUAGAACAAUUUCACUCACAUUUAGAAUCAAUGAAGUUUCUCCGUGCGGAAACGCUGCAAGAUCAGAUAUCAUUUAGUUUUUCACGGAACAAGGGCGAAUGGAAUGUAGUGAACGUAAAUGGAUUCGAUCAUAAAGAUGAUCCAAACCGAUUUCUGUCGCUGCACUGUUUGUUGUUUCCAAACUACAGCUUUUGUCCAAGAUGACGAAGAAAUAGUGGCUGAAAUUGGCUAGUGUUGUUAAAUGUGAAAUUAACUGUGAUUCCAAAUGGAUAUAAGUCGUUGAAAACAGUCAUUAAGUGAAUGGGGAGUUGCAAUUGCAUUCGCAUUGCGAUUUUUAUAAGGUAACAACAUAAUGUGGUGUGUUUCUUAACCUCUUCGCUACGAGCGUCCCAUAUAGGACAUCCACGUGACCUGUGUGUACGGGUGUUGCCUAUAGACGACAUUCAACGUGUCGACCCUUGCUUCAAUAUUUAUCGCUCUGAUAUAAAUUAUUGAGAGUUCUAAUUUGUUAUUGUAGUUUUUAGUUCGUUAGAAGUAUAAUUUUUAAUGUUUAAAUACAUUUUUUUGUUAAAAAUGAUUGAAAAUUAGUGAAAUAUGUUGAGCUUAGUCCGCUCAGUCUGGCGACUCGCUGACUCGUACAGCAGUGUCUUUUCUGCGGAAAACACUCACGUAGCGAAAGGGUUAAAUAUGUUAUUGUUUAUUAUAUAUUAACGUACAAUUGAUAAUACGUACAACACAAUUUUGUGUUAAGAAUAUUUUUUUAGAUUGAUGUCACUGUUAUUCUAUUUUAUUACUUUAUUACUUUAGUCACUGUUACUUUUCAUGACGUUAUGGUAAACUAAAAUUAUAGUUAAGUAGGUUUUAGUAUUAUUCAUUUUAGUGAUGCACUAUGUUGAUGUUUUUGUUAAUAUAAUUUUUUAUUUACGUUUUAAUAUUACAUGACAUUAAUAUUUAGUAUAAUAUAAUUAACACAACGUCUGUAGCAAUAAUUUGAAAAGGUCGUAAUGCCUUAGUCAUUGCCUU